Molecule: messenger RNA, 3447 nt
Organism: Coregonus clupeaformis (lake whitefish)
Lineage: Eukaryota; Metazoa; Chordata; Actinopteri; Salmoniformes; Salmonidae
Product: leucine-rich repeat-containing G-protein coupled receptor 5-like
Exons: 16
Coding region: 1-2466 (821 amino acids)
Biological process (GO): G protein-coupled receptor signaling pathway
Cellular component (GO): membrane
Molecular function (GO): protein-hormone receptor activity; protein binding; G protein-coupled receptor activity
Source: RefSeq, a predicted model, not a curated record
AUGCAUCAUUUCAUCUCUCUUUUUUUUGUGUUCCCUUCUCUUCACAGACGUCUUGCAGGCAACGAUUUGACGCACUUUCCCAAAGGAGCAUUCUCCGGCCUCUUCAAUCUCAAAGUGCUGAUGCUUCAGAACAACCAGCUACGACAGGUUCCAGGUGAAGCCCUUCAGAACCUCAGGAACCUCCAUUCUCUUCGUCUGGAUGCCAACCACAUCUCCAGUAUUCCUCGGGGCUGCUUCGACGGCCUCCAGUCUCUACGUCACCUGUGGCUGGAUGACAACUCCCUGACAGAGGUGCCGGCUGACGCCCUGGAGGCCUUGUCCUCCCUUCAGGCCAUGACCCUGGCUCUCAACAGAAUCACACAUAUACCUGACCGGGCCUUCACUAACCUCUCCUCCCUCGUGGUCCUGCAUCUCAAUAACAAUAGAAUCCGCACCCUGGGAACGCAGUGCUUUGACGGCCUCCAGAGCCUGGAGACUCUAGAUCUCAACUACAACAACCUGGAAGAGUUCCCUAUUGCAAUCAGAGCACUGAGCACCCUGAAGGAGCUGGGCUUUCACAGCAACAACAUCAAGUCCAUCCCUGAGCAUGCCUUCACUGGAAACCCCACUCUCCUGACAAUAUUCUUCUACGACAACCCCAUCCAGUUUGUUGGCCAGUCGGCCUUCCAGCACCUCCCUGAGCUGCGGACACUAUCUCUGAAUGGUGCAGCAGAAAUCACAGAGUUCCCAGACCUCACUGGCACCAAGAGUCUUGAGAGCCUGACCAUCACUGGAGCUCGCAUCACAUCACUACCCACCACUGUGUGUGACCAGCUACCCAACCUGCAAGUGCUAGAUCUGUCCUACAACAUGAUCCAGUCUCUGCCAAGCUUCAGAGGAUGUGAGAAGAUUCAGAAAAUUGAUCUGCACCACAAUGAGAUUGAAGAGCUGCAAGCAGACACAUUUCAGGGGCUGACUUCCCUACGGUCUCUUGACCUGGCCUGGAACAAACUGUCGUCUCUGGACCCUCUCUCCUUCUCCAGUCUGCCUGCCCUCAUCAAACUUGAUCUUACUUCCAACCGGUUGUCCUCUCUGCCUGUAUCGGGGCUCCAUGGACUCACACACCUCAAACUAUCCGGCAACGAGGACCUGCAGGAGCUACUGCCCGCUGAGAGCCUCCCCAAACUGAGGGUGAUGGAGCUGCCCUAUGCCUUCCAGUGUUGUGCCUUCGUCUCCUGUGAGAAACACUCCUCUCCCUGGGACCGAGACAAUAACAACAAUGGGAAGGAAGACUUUGGGAGGAGGGAGGGCGUCUUGUCUAACCAAGAAGACCACGAGUUGGAGGACUUUCUGCUGGACUUUGAUGAUGAGCCCAAAUCCCACCACACUGUCCAGUGCUCCCCAGCACCUGGUCCGUUCCGUCCUUGCCACCACCUGUUUGGCAGCUGGUUGAUCCGUAGUGGUGUGUGGGUCAUUGCUACUCUCUCCCUGGUCUGCAACACACUGGUGAUGGUCUCCAUCUUCCUCUCCCCAUCCUUCCUGUCCCCUGUGAAGCUGCUGAUUGGCCUGCUGGCUCUGGUAAACAGUCUGAUGGGGCUGUGGUCUGCCACGCUGGCCACCGUCGACGCCUUGACCUUCGGGAGCUUCGGCCGCUACGGGGCCCGCUGGGAGAGCAGUACGGGCUGCAAGCUGACCGGCUUCGUCUCCAUCUUCGCUUCUGAGACAAGUAUCUUCCUGCUGACGGUGGCCGCUCUGGAGAGGGGGCUGUCGAUACGGAGAGGCAAGGCCGCCGAGGGGAAGACUUGGACGGGGACGCUGAGGCUGGUGGCGGCCCUGUGUUUCCUCCUGGGCCUGGCUAUCACUCUGCUCCCCCUGCUGGGGGACUACACGGUCUCCUCCAUCUGUCUCCCCAUGCCCUACGGAGAGCCCUCCUCUCUGGGCUUCAUGGUGGCUCUGGUCCUGGUCAACUCCCUAUGCUACCUCAUUAUGACCGUCACAUACACCCGCCUCUACUGCAGCCUGCAGAAAGGAGAGCCAGACAACCUGUGGGACUGCUCCAUGAUCCGUCACGUGGCCUGGCUGUUGUUCACCAACUGUCUCCUCUACUUCCCUGUAGCUUUCCUCUCCUUCUCCUCCCUGCUGAAACUUCCCUCAGUAGGGCCUGAGGUGGUGAAGUCGGUGCUUCUAGUGGUGGUUCCUCUCCCGGCCUGCCUCAACCCUCUACUCUACGUCCUCUUCAACCCUCACUUCAGAGAGGACCUGGGCCUGCUCCACAGACGGACCCGUGGCGCCCUGCAUCUCAGCAGACCCCGCCGCCUCAGCCUCGUCUCGCUCAACUCGGAGGACGCAGAGAAACAGUCAUGUGACUCCACGCAGGCCCUGGUCACCUUCGGGGUGUCGGAGGAAGAGGAGGAGUCUAGGGGGGCGGGGCAGCAACCCAGCGCCGAGGCACACCACCCUCCGGUUGCCUUCAUCCCCUGUCGCUAGGCAGACUAGCCUUCAGGCCUCAGUGUUUUUACCCCCAGGGCUGCAGGCCCUAUAUCGACCCCCUACACACAGACAGAGACUGUGUUAGAGCAGCACAUGUAGCCAGAGAGGAAGGAUGAAGAAACAAGGCCACUGCCACACGGACAUGAACAUGACACAAAAUGGCCGCCGUGGCUCUCCUCUGACCAUCAGAACUCUUAAUAUACAGCUAGAUAGACUCCAUUGUCCUGGUAUGCAUUUCUCUAUCUGUCUGUACAGUACCAGCUAUGUGUAUACAUACACUGACUGUUCUAUGUUGUGGCCUGGCCUGGCAGCUUGAUGCCGGACAGAAGCAGGACUGAUUAUGUUAUGAACACAGUUAUGAUCACCAUAUGAACAGUUAUGAUCACCAUAUGAACACCAUAUGAACACCAUCUGAACACAGUGGCCAUGCUCUUUUAAUGAAGGUACUUAACUCUAUAAUAUGUAGGCCAGGAGGAGGAGGAGGAGGAGGAGGAGGAGGAGGAAGAAAUUCCACACUGCAUCAUUGCUUCAUUUUAUUUCAGUUACAUCCCUAAGAUAAUAUACCUAAUUUGAGAGUUUAAACAGUCUCUCUGACAGUUAUACAAAUACAAGCUAAGUUUUGUGAGAACAAUUUGUAAGGACUGUGUGUGUGUGUGUGUGUGUGUGUGUGUGUGUGUGUGUGUGUGUGUGUGUGUGUGUGUGUGUGUGUGUGUGUGUGUGUGUGUGUGUGUGUGUGCUUGCGCUUGCGUGCGUGUUGGGUCUUGUGCUGUCGUUUAUCGAGACUUUGCUCUUGCACAGUUGUGUUAAAAGUGUUGUGACCUUGUGAGAUUGCUCUGGCUGAGACUGCCAAGUCACAACAUUCUCCUUCAGCAACAAAGGCACAAAUGGCAUUUGUUCAUAUAUGACACACUGUGUGUGUGUACCCUGUGUGUGUGAACGCUGUGUGUGUGUGUGUACACUGUGUGUGUGUACCCUGUG